This is a messenger RNA of Pseudozyma flocculosa PF-1, 2160 nucleotides long. RefSeq lists its product as uncharacterized. Gene Ontology annotation, biological process: secondary metabolic process. The record is from RefSeq and is a predicted model, not a curated record. Gene Ontology annotation, molecular function: CoA-ligase activity. The transcript is spliced from 2 exons. NCBI's taxonomy places the organism in Eukaryota, Fungi, Basidiomycota, Ustilaginomycetes, Ustilaginales, Ustilaginaceae. The coding region runs from base 1 to 2160 and encodes 719 amino acids.
AUGGCCCCUACCGAGCUCAGCGGCCCUACGGUCGACUUUCCUCAGAACCUCAACGUCCACAGCUUUGUCUUUUCCAACCCCUUCCAGCACGCCGUCAAUCCAGACCCUAAGCAGUACCCGGAUCACACCUACGACGGCCAGACGGUCCCGCCGCACAAGACAUCAAUCAUCCACGAUGGCUCCGGCGCCACCCUCAGCCGCGCCAGGCUUCAGCUCGACAGCCUCAAGGUCGCCCGCUCCCUGAGGGCCAUCGUGGGCAACCCGGUCGCAUGCGCGCCCCAUGCGAAUCCCAACGAGCCGGUCCACGCCCCUCGGACGACGGUGCUCCUCCACCUGCCCAAUAGCCUGGCGUGGCCCAUCCUUGCUCUCGGCACCUUUGCCGCCAGCUGCACCCUCUCGCCCAUCUCGACCCAUCUCUCGCCGCGCGAGCUGGCCUACAUCCUCGCAAAGGCGCGACCGCAGGUUCUCGUCACCACGACGGGCGCCGAUGGCGAGGGUCAGCUGCGAAAGGCGCUCGAUCUCUUGCUGCAGGGCGAGCCGCAGGACCAGGGCGUGGUCAAGGGCGCGAUGAUCAGGGCGUGGGCACGCGAGCUGGCCGCCGACUGGGACCAGGGACGCGCGGCGAGGCUGCAAAAGGGCGACAGCCUGCCCUUCCGGCGCAGGAGGGUCUGGACCGUCGACCUCGCCGGGGGCGCCGACUACUACGGCCACGCCCUCAACAAGCACGGCGUCUCGGCGGCCAUCGACCCGCGCGACUGGACCAACCUGCUUGCCCCGCCGCCUGGGUCCAAGCAGGAGGGUACGAUCGAGGGCACGUCGUCGGUGCCCUUCGAGGUGCAGCCCAUGUCGCCCGAGGAGCAGCACCACAGGGCGGCGCUGAUGCUCUGGUCGAGCGGAACCACUGGCCAGAGCAAGGGCGUGCUCCUCAGCCACCGCAACUGCGUCGCCAACACCCAGGCGCUGUGGCACUACAACAUGCACUUCAAGGGCAUCAGCCGGGGCGACUAUGGCGGCGGCGAGCGGUGGCUAGCGCUCGCGCCGUGGUGCCACGUCCUCGGCCUAUGCACGCUGCUUCUUCCGGCGAUUGCGCUCGGCGCGACGCUCGUCAUCCCGGCCAACCCGCGCUUCGACCUGCCCACCUACCUUCGCACGAUCACCAAGUACCGCAUCACGUUUGCGCACAUCGCGCCCGCGGUGGCCGUGGCGCUCAAGACGACGCCGGCGCUCGACCCGUCGUCACCGGUCAGCCAGGGCAUCGACGUGUCGUCGAUCUCGGGCUUCAUGACCGGAGGCGCGCCCACCUCGUCCGAGAUUAUCCGCAUCGUCCACGAGCGCACCCAGAGGUACAUCCACAUGGGCUACGGCACCACCGAGACCAUCACCAUCACCCAGACCUCGGGCAUGGGCCUCGACCGCGACAUGUAUGGUCCGCGCGACGAGCUGGGCAGCGUCGGCUUCGCCGCACCCAACGUCUCGAUCCGCAUCCAGGCGCCUCCUGGCACCUCGGACGAGUCGACCAACUACCGCACCCAGGAGAUCCGCGAUGCGGCCAAGCGCGCCCGCGAGCGCGGCGAGAGGGCGCCGCUUGACCCGAGCCCCGUCGGCGAGAUCCUGGUCAAGGCGCCCGCCGUGAUGCUGGGCUACUUUUCCGGCCUGUCUUCCGAGGGCGGCACGAGCGCGCUCGAUGCCGAAAUGACCCAGGGCGCCUUCCACCCGGGCGGCUGGUACCGCUCGGGUGACGAGGGCGUGUUUGACGCGCACGGCCACGUGUGGAUCACGGGGCGGAUCAAGGAGCUGAUCAAGGUCAAGGGCUUCCAGGUGCCGCCGGCCGAGCUCGACAGUCUGUUUGCGGGCCACCCCAAGCUGGCCGACGCGGGCGCCACGAGCCACCAGCACGAAGGUCUCGAGGAGGUACUGAUGCUCGUCGUGCCCAAGGACAGGAGCGUCCUGGCCAGCCGCGAAAAGAUGCAGGCGCUCAUGGAGGAGCUGUGCGAGUGGGUCAAGGACCAGACGGCGCACUACAAGUGGCCCAAGUUCUACCUGUUUGCCGAGGCCGCCCCCAGGAACCCCACGGGCAAGAUCCUCCGCAAGGACGUGGCCAUCACCAGUGGCACCAUCCUCAUGGCGCCAAAGACGAGCCGAGGCCCGGCCAAGCUGUAG